UUGAAAUAUUCGCACCGUUCAUGGACAGUAAAAGCGAUAAAUACAAAGAAAUGGGGUUCAGAAAUAUUAAGCCUCAUUUAUCCUUAGAAAAUGGAAAAUUUUCGCAGAGCAAGAUACAGACUAGGGUUAGUCUUGCCUUUAUAUGGAUCUCAGCUUAUUGGGGCUCUUUUGUGUAUACUCCAGCCAGGAAUAAGGUUUAUACCAGCAUCCAUCCACCAUUUUUAUUUGCUGGGGCUUUAUAUCUACCAUACAGAUACUCAGCUCAGGUGAAUACCUUCUUAUUCGCUCUCUCAGGAAGCAAAAAUUUAUGGGUGAACAGAAUAGUCAGAGUUUGUGGCAAAGCUAGCAUUUACUCCCUAGCUGCGCUCUCAAGCUUGGUGAUCUCCCAUUACUUGCAUUAUCCAAGGAAACUUUACAAAGCAAGCUUUAUAGCUUCUUGGAACGUAAUCAAAAUCAAAAAGUUUAUUGAUGAGGAAGAGUAUGAUAGACCAGAGGUGUUUGACAUGAAUAGGAUUAAUUUUGUGACUUAGUUCCUCGGUCAAGUUUACAUUG
Messenger RNA from Moneuplotes crassus, 552 nucleotides. The record is from the annotation of a GenBank genome assembly. Lineage: Eukaryota; Ciliophora; Spirotrichea; Euplotida; Euplotidae.